CUGUCUCUUUAAGGCCUGACGCUGCUUCCUUCAGCGCCCUGCCGCAGACUCGCCAUCAGCCUCGCCUCUCUCUGACAGACAGAACCUGACUGGACCGGGACCGGAUCGGAUCGGACCGGAGCGCCAUGACGGAAACCAACAAGACGCACGUGAUCCUGCUGUCCUGCGGCAGCUUCAACCCGAUCACCAAGGGACACAUCCACAUGUUCGAAAAAGCCAGAGAAUAUCUGCACCAAUCGGGACGAUUCAUCGUGAUCGGAGGAAUCAUCUCACCGGUUCACGACUCCUAUGGAAAACCUGGUUUGGUGUCGAGCCGCCAUCGCCUCACCAUGUGCCAGCUGGCCGUCCAGUCCUCGGACUGGAUCAGGGUGGACCCCUGGGAGUGUUACCAGGACACCUGGCAGACCACCUGCAGCGUGUUGGAGCACCACCGCGACCUGAUGAAGAGAGUCACCGGCUGCAUCCUGUCCAACGUCAACACGCCUUCCACCACUCCUGUGAUUGGUCAGCCACAGAACCAGACUCCGCCCAUCUACCAGGACCACAACAACAUGAACCACAAACCCACAGCCAUCAAAGUUUGGGGGAAGAUCAGUGAGAGUUUGGGUAAAAUGUGCUGCGUCCGUCCCAACAUGGAGCGCUUCACGUUUGUUGAUGAAAACGCCAACCUGGGGACGGCAGUGAGGUACGAGGAGAUCGAGUUACGCAUCUUGCUCCUGUGUGGCAGUGAUCUCCUGGAGUCCUUCUGCAUCCCUGGCCUGUGGAAGGACAGUGAUAUGGAGGUGAUUGUUGGUGAUUUUGGCAUCGUAGUCGUUCCUCGUGACGGCGUCGACACCGAGAGGAUCAUGAAUCAUUCCUCCAUCCUCCGCAAGUACAAGGACAACAUCGUCGUGGUGAAGGACGCGACCAACCACCCCAUGUCCAUCGUCAGCUCCACCAAGAGCAGACUGGCCCUGCAGCACGGAGACGGACACGUCAUCGACUACCUGAGUCAGCCUGUCAUCGACUACAUCCUGCAGAGCCAGCUGUACAUCAACGCCUCGGGAUAGAGCUGCCGACCCGCCUGCAUGAGACCCGGGACCGUCAAUAUGGAGGACGAGGUGGGGGGGGGGGUCCUAACGCCAUCUAUAUAAACACACACCCCUCCCCAACCCCCCGCAGAAAACUGAAACCUGUCUGUCUGUCUUCUGUGUCAACACUUACUCUUCUUUGAGCUCCAACAGGAGCUUUAGUGUCCCUCCGUCUGUGUCAUGUCACUUUACCACUGGGGGAGGGGGCAACGGGGUAUGUGGGGGAGGAGGGGGUUAAGUUAUAUUUAAAAGUUAGAGAUGCAUGGCAGACUUCUGGGCAUGCUCAGUGUGACUCCCCGUCUGCAUCAGGGUCUCUGGUUUCGUGCAUCAUGUCAGGUUGGUACCACAGAAAUCGUUAGUAAAAUUUAACCAAGACUUUUUAUGAAUUGAUUGAUUAUUGGGUCUCAUUGUUACUAUUAUGAAGCCACGAUUAGAGCCAAUAAAGAAAAUAUUUUAUUAGGAUUUCCUCAUGUACAAAACCCAAAAACAUGCAGGUGAAACCACCAGAACCAGAACCCGAACCUGUUGGUUCCUCAGACCCGCCGACCUGCUGAAACCAGAGAUCAGUGCAGUCUGUCAGAGGUCAGAGGUCACAUCAGGGACUGAUUUACUGAGAAGUCAACCCAUAGAUAUAUAAGCUCUGUAAUCCUGCAGCUAUCGCUACAUGUUGUUAGCAUGGCAGCCAUAUUGGAUCUGAGGGUUGGAUGAGGCGAAUUUCUGACUUCUGAGGCUGUCAAACAGAUUUUUCCAACUUUAAGAUGAGAAACCCCAUAAUCCUAAUCCAGACAGAAAGCUUCAUCCUUCACAUUAAAACAGCUAAUCCAGAAAUCUGCUGCCAGAUAUAAACUGUAUGAAGGAUGAAGUUCAUGAACUCUGACCUCCCUUAGGACAGUCCACCCUGUGGCUGCAGUAAUCUGACGUUUGCCAACACAUGGGCGGAGUCUAAUCCGUAAUCUUCUCUUCAAACCGACUGCAGCAGCAGAACAUUUAGUGAACUGAAUUAUUUUAAAGCGUUUUGAGCAGCAGCAACGCGUCACUUCCUCAUCAGAUUAGUUUAGGGAAUCGGCAGUAAAUUCAUCUGUAGAAAUCAAAAUAAUUAUAAAACACGAGCCGUUCCCACUGGCUUGUAAAUAAAGAAGGUUCUGAUCAGAACAUGAUGAGGUUCUGGAGGAAGACCCGGAAGUUCCUGCAGAACCGUCAGCCACAGAACUGUGAAUGUGUUGACCAGCAGGGGGAGCUGCUGAGCCGGGAGGCUUUUUGAUGAGGAGGAAUCAGACUGCAGGGAGUCAGAGAAGGAGAGGAUGAUGAUGAUGAUGAUGAUGAUGAUGAUGAAGCACCUUCUGUAAAGCGUUCAGGACGUUUUCUCUCGGUUUCCUCCUGUUCUCCGUCUGCAUGCUUUUUUCUGACCGUUUGGUUUUGGCAUGAAUGUUUUUCCCUCAUUAGAUUAUUAUGGUCUGUUGUGAUCGUGUUUGGGAAAUAAAAUAAUUAUAAUAAAUAUA
Molecule: messenger RNA, 2569 nt
Organism: Xiphophorus couchianus (Monterrey platyfish)
Lineage: Eukaryota; Metazoa; Chordata; Actinopteri; Cyprinodontiformes; Poeciliidae
Gene: nmnat2
Product: nicotinamide nucleotide adenylyltransferase 2
Exons: 11
Coding region: 126-1049 (307 amino acids)
Biological process (GO): NAD+ biosynthetic process
Cellular component (GO): Golgi apparatus
Molecular function (GO): nicotinamide-nucleotide adenylyltransferase activity; nicotinate-nucleotide adenylyltransferase activity
Source: RefSeq, a predicted model, not a curated record